Molecule: messenger RNA, 1485 nt
Organism: Acanthosepion pharaonis
Lineage: Eukaryota; Metazoa; Mollusca; Cephalopoda; Sepiida; Sepiidae
Source: the annotation of a GenBank genome assembly
AUGACAUCACAAAGCAAAACACCAAGAAGGAUCUUCACCUUAUUGAAACUGGCUUCUUCCCUUCUCGUUAUUUUCCUGCUUCUUCCCGGUUCUUUUCACAGCUUCCUAUUCUUGCGUGACAUUCUAUCACUUAAUUUCUGGCUUCUUCCGGUUCUUUUCUGGCUUCCUAUUCUUCCUCUUCUUCCGGUUCUUUUUUCUGGCUUCCUAUUCUUCCGUGACAUCCUAUCACAAUUUCUGGCUUCUUCCGGUUCUUUUCCUGCUUCCCUAUUCUUCCGUGACAUCCCUAUCAUAAUUUCUGCUUCUUCCGGUUCUUUUCCUGGCUUCCUAUUCUUCCGUGACAUCCCCUAUCACUUAAUUUCUGGCUCUUCUUCCCUGACCCUAUGUUCUUUUCCUGGCUUCCUAUUCUUCUGUGACAUCCCUAUCCACUUAAUUUCUGGCUUCUUCCGGUUUCUUUUCCUGGCAUCCUUCUUCUAUUCCCUAUCCUUGAUUUUCCUAUCCCUAUCUUCCGUGACUGGUCCCUUUUCUGGGUUUUCGGUUAUUUCUUACGGUUUUCUUUCCUGUUCUUUUCCUGGCUUCCUAUUCUUCCAUGACAUCCCUAUCCUUAAUUUCUGGCUCCUUCCGGUUAUUUUCCUGGCUUCCUAUUCUUCCGUUAUUUUCCUGGCUUCCUAUUCUUCCGUGACAUCCCUAUCAUUAAUUUCUGGCUUCUUCCGGUUCUUUUCUGGCUUCCUAUUCCUAUUCUUCCGUUCUUUCUUUUCUGGCUUCCCUAUUCUUCGUAACAUCCCUAUCCACUUAAUUUCUGGCUUCUUCCAAUUUCUUUCUGGCUUCCUAUUCUUCCCUCCUAGCCUCUUUCUGGCUUCUUCCGCUUUUUCCGUUUCUUUUCUGGCUUCCUAUUCUUCUGUGACAUCCCUAUCACUUAAUUUCUUUGCUUCUUUGGUUUCUUUUCUGGCUUCCUAUUCUUCCCUUCUUUGGGUUCUUUUCCUGACCUAUUCUUCCGUGACAUCCCUAUCUAAUUUCUUCCCUUCCGGUUGUUUCCUGGCUUCCUAUUCUUCCGUUCUUCUGGUUCUUUUCUGUUUUCCUAUUCUUCCCUGUUCUCCCUAUCACUUAAUUUCUGGCUUCUUCCGUUUCUUUCCUGGCUUCCUAUUCUUCUUGACAUCCCUAUCACUUAAUUUCUGGCUCCCUUCCGCUUCUUCCGGUUAUUUUGUUCGAUUCCUAUUCUUCGAAUACCUUCACGUGACCUUUGGAAGAAAGGAAUUUAUUUUCUGCUUCCUAUUCUUCCUCGAAUACGAUCCCUAUCACCUGCAGGAGAAGCUUCUUUGGGUUUUCUUUUCCUUGGUUGAAAAUUCUUCCUUGACAUCCCUAUCACUAAUUUCUGAUGGAUAUUCCCGCUUUGUUUUCCUGGCUUCCUAUUCUUCUGUGACAUCCCGAUCCCUGGAAGACUUCCAGUUUUUUUCAGUUUCCUUUUUCUGUUGGCUUGUCCCUAUCUGA